GCGGGAAUGGGAGUAGAGCGGUUCUCAUGCGAUGAGUCAGAUACAUGCAUCGAUUUCUUAUUACUCAGAAGGGCGAAGCUUGGUGACGCACAAGAGUCCACGGUUGUGAAACUGUUCUACCAUCCCUGUUCAUGUAAAUUAUGAAAAGGAAGAACUAACAAAGAAGAACUAUAGCUGAGCGAAUUACUUUUGUUUGUGGGUUUUCUUGGUUGAAUAUCAGGGUCGUAUGGGGUGCAACAGGUAGCCAGCCUUACCACUGAGAACGGAAGGCAUGUGAUUAUGUUUAUUCAAGGUAACCAUAUAAUCUCUGAUCGCUUUAAUGAACUCGAUAUAGUAGCCUAGGUUACGUUGUGAAACGUUAAGAAUACUGAUAUGUCCGCGCAAGGGUUGCUGAGCAGCGUUUUCUUAUGCUCCUCGCCAACAUCCAAAACAAGGUCCAAACGGAGACUGAGAAAGACUAUAAGUUUGGACCCAGCUUUGAUAAAACGCUAUGGGACUGAACCGGAUGGGACAUCUGGUCAAGCAGAUGAUCAAAAGUCGCUCCGAGCCUCAAACGAAAGCCUCUCCAAACUAGAUGCGCGCCUUACAGCCGGAGUUAAACACUGUCAUUCUGCAUCCUCAAGCCUGUCAAUAUAUUUGGAUACUUCUGGCCAUUUCGACAAUGAUUCAAAAGCCACCAAAAGAAGCCCCUAUACUCCAACCGGAAGCUCAAGUACUUUAUUUUCACCUAGAAAGUGGCUUCAAAAGAAGCCAUCUCCACCAUCCAUCCCUCAUUCAAAUGCUGCAUGGAAAUCUGAAGAUGACUUCACGUGGAACAGCAUGUCAGGGCUGAGCGUGCGCCUGAAGCCAGUGCCCCUCCAGAGCCUCUCAGAGUUGGAGAGAGUCCGCCUGCAGGAAGUGGCCUUCAGCAGGCUGCUCCAGGACCACGACCUGGGUUGCCAGAUCACCAUCCCCAAAGAUGGUCAAAAGCAUAAGAAUUCACUCAGGAGGAAGUUGGAUUCAUUGGCCAAAGAGAAGAGUAAAGAAAAAGAGUCUAUGCCCCAGGCAUUUGGUAUAACGCUAUCGCAGGUGAUCUCUAACGACCGUGCCCAGAAGCAGCGUCAGGAGCUCCAAACCCAGCGAGAGGAGCACCGUGACGCCAGUGACCUGGUGUCCUCCCUCUUGCACCUCACCUCCCGGAGAAGCACUAAGGACAAGGAGCUGUCCAGCAGCAACUCCUCCCUCAGCUCCAACUCCGAAACGCCCAAUGAGUCCUCUUUGCCCAACAUGCCCGAGGCACAACCACGCACACGCAGGAGGGGAGGAGUGUCUGUGGAUUGCAUCACUGACCUGGAUGACAACCAGUCUCGUCUGCUGGAGACCCUCCAGCUGUCCCUGCCAGCCGAGACACCCAGCAACAAGAAGAAGCAGAGGGACAAGAAUCUCAGCCUCAACCACAUCUUUCGACAGGUGCCCAGGGUAGUGGAGAGCUGCUGCCUGCACCUGGAGAAACAUGGUCUACAGACUGUUGGCAUUUUCCGUGUAGGGAGCUCAAAGAAGAGGGUACGGCAGCUGAGAGAGGAAUGUGACCAGGGUGUGGAGAUGCAACUGGAUGAGGAGCACAGUGUCCAUGAGGUGGCCGCGCUGCUCAAGGAGUUCCUGAGGGACAUGUCUGAUCCCCUACUGACCAGGGAGCUCUACACCGCCUUCAUCAACACCAUGUUACUGGACCAUUCAGACCAGGAGAUCACCAUGCAGCUGCUGAUGUACCUGCUCCCACCCUGCAACAGUGACACCCUGCAACGCCUGCUGGAGUUCCUGGCCACGGUGGCCGCCCAUGCCGAGGACAGCCAGGACAGGGACGGACUGGAGAUCACAGGGAACAAGAUGACAUCACUUAACCUGGCCACCGUCUUUGGGCCGAACCUUCUACACAAGCAAAAGAGCUUGGACAAGGAGUUUGCUGUGCAGAGUUUUGCCCGUGCCGAAGAGAGUACAGCCAUCAUAGGCGUGGUACAGAGGAUGAUCAACACAUACGAGACCCUCUUCAUGGUGCCCCCUGACCUGCAGAAUGAGGUUCUAAUGAGUCUGCUGGAGACGGAUCCUGAUGUGGUGGAUUACCUACUGCGGAGGAAGGCUUCUCAGUACUCUGGUCCAGACAUGCUGAUGAUUGAGGAUCCCUUCUCUCUGACUGAGAGGCGCUGCUCCAGUGACUCCAACAAGGCCUCCAGUGCGGAUGUGUCCCCCUAUGAAAUCAACUCUCCAGUGCUGUCGGAGUGCCUGCUAUCCCAGGACCAGGGGGACAGCAGCCCCCUCUCUGACAGGCUCUUCAAGGUCCCCGAGCAGUACACACUGGUGGGCCACGUCAAAGGUUGUCCCAGCGACAGCCACAGUACCACUCACCAUCCACAGGCAAAGGGGAAAAGGAAAGGGAAAGGGGGAUAUACCUAGUCAGUUGUACAACUGAAUGCAUUCAGCUGAAAUGUGUCUUCCGACAUUUAACCCAACCCCUCUGAAUCAGAGCGGUGCAGAGCUGCCCAAUGAUCAAGUUGUUGGCCAUUUCAUCUCUGAAAAUAGCACUAAUACACUGUAUUGUAUAUUGCUGCUUAAUAUGAAGAAUAUUUCUGAUUUUUCCAUUAGACUCACCUGAUUAACAUUUCUGGGGUGCCUGGCAUUACUCUCUAAGGAAAGGGUUUAUGGAUCAUCAUAUCACUGGUACGUUCAUUGUCUUUGAAUAGCAUGUCUCGUUCUUUGUUCUUUGAAACCCUGCAACCUAGAAUAAAUUACAUGUACACUAGGUGGAGAUAAGACUUUGAUUAUGUGUACAUGGUUUCUCCCAGUUUCCCAUGGCGACGUUUCAGAAUGCAGCUCUUGUGGCUCAUUGGAGGGACUCGACAGUCACCAAGGUAACAACAGCAAACAGCAUGUCAGAUGAACUUACACCUCAAUUGGUAUGCCUGAAUGCAGGCCACACUCCCCAGGGACUUGCUGCAGCAGUAGCCCUCUGACGAAGAGAGGCAGAGAUUGGAGAGUACAAACCUGUUAUUACUUCACUGACCACCGGGCCAACCAGGGGGCUGCAGCCCAGAGGCCGUUACGCUAAGGGGCGGAAUGGGACAGCCUGCCAGUCCCUCCCUCAGAGGCAGGCCUGACGGUAGGGUGGAUGGAAGGCCUCCCCCUUCCUACUCUGGACCGCUCAGAGGAACUUCUCCACACCUUCUCUCUGCCUUUCCACGCACCAGCCUGGGUGUGUGACCCACCCAGAAUCUACAACUGCCCCCCCCCCCCAGGGCAGCAGCAGCCCUGGGCCCCAGACUGUGGCCCCUACGACCCCCUCCUCUGGUCCUCUGGAAGGGAAGGGUGUCAGGCAGCCCAGAGUUGCAGAAGGAGAGGUGGCAGAUAGGGCAGCUCCUAUCAGCAGACAAUACACUCUACCAGAGACACUGGUGUGAUGUUUAUACGCACUUGCUCUAACUACUUCAUCCUUCUCUAAAUUGUAGGUUAAACUUACUGAGAUGUGCUAAUUGUCUGUGAGUAAAUGUUGUUAUUUCACUCUUGAGGUGUGUCUUACAGUUUUCAUAUUUCAGAAGUCUGACUCCAACGUUUUGCCGCUAAGACAUACAGUACCUCAACAGAGACACAAAUUAGCAUCACUGACAUGUGCCUAUCUGAAUAUUGUUUACCCAUAGUAACCAAAUACUUAAUUUUCUUUCCUUUAUGUUUUAUUUUAAUUUUAUUUCAACUCAGAACAAUGGUGUGAGAAUGAAUCUGAAUGUAUCCUAAACGUAUUGGUACUAAUAGCCUACAUGUAAUGUUUAUUUUUAUAUUAUGAUAUCACCCUGUGAGAUAUAAUGCAGAUAUGUAAUAACCAAAAUCAAAUACAACUUUCUUAAUGGAACAUGACAUCAAAUUAUGUUUGAUGCUGCAAGUGUCUUUGUGUUAUUUGUAUCUUGGUGGAGCAAUUGCCAAACAAAUGAAAAUUGAUUGUUUGUGUUUUUUGAUUGUGAUAUUGAACUUAACUGUUUUGGUCACUUGCUUUUUACAACUCAUUUUAAUGUUUGUGGCCUUCUGCAACUGAUUGUAAUAGUCAUUAAUUCAGUGAUUCGUUCACGCAUCCAAAUAAAACAGUAACUGUCAUCUACCUGUUUAGAUUAUUUGAAGGGAAAAUGAAACUGGAAGAUACAGAACAUUAUGAAUGUAAUUCCACAAUACGGAGUAUAGAAAAAGAGAAAAGGAUCACUCAGUUUGUGCUUGAAUGCCACUGUCAUGAAAUGUACCAAGUUAGUUUGUUUUAUUCUUCUCCCCUAUAAUUGUUUUAUAGUUUUUGAGGGGAAAUUAAGGUACUGUACUAAGAUAUAAAUAUGGUCAUGACUUUCACUGAGUUUUUUUCAUUGUUGUUUGAAUAUUUUCUGGGAAACAUUGUUUGUUUGUCCUGACAAAACAUUAUGCCUUAGUAACAACUACAGUAUUGUCUCUGAGAUGGCUAGCCAUGCUAGUAAGACUUGUUCAUGUUCACCUUGACUUAACAUUAUGCUGCUAAUAGUCAUGCUUUUGUACCUUGUGCAACAUCAGUAUUGACAUGUUUUUAAUCUAAUCAAGCUGCUUUAAAACUGUAUUAUUGUCAACUCGAACCCUUCUUCAGCCUGAUUGUUUUACUGUAUGUGCAUUUUCCUAUGUCUUCCAUGAUGUGAUAUUAGUAAUUUUAUCAUCUUGUCAUCAUCCUCUGUAAAACUAUACAUAGAAACUAAAAAUGACGCAGAACGUUGUGGCAAUAACCUCUUACUGUCUUUAAAAUGCCUUUUAAUUUCUACUUCAUAGAGUUCUGUCAGUAUGCUCCAACUACUACAACUACUACAAUGAUUUAUUCUCGCUCUUACUUCUUAUGUGCCCAUUCUGUGUAAAGGGAAGUCAGGAACAAUGUGAGUGGUUCACACUCUAAUGAACUGGAGCGGAAGGUGUCUCUUUUUUGCAGCUUCUCCGCAGACUCCAUAAAGAUUUAUUUCUGGCACAUUUCAACACUGUAAUGAAGUGCCGGAGCUGUCUGGUCUCUGAGAGACCCCUCUCACCAACCAGGAAGUAGACCAGAGGGUCCCAGACAUAACCAUAGGGAGUUCACCUCUCCUCUCCCCAGACUGAAACACAGGCAAACUCGCUUCCUGAUUACUGGCUUAUCUUUUUAUGGGUGGGGUGAGUUAUCAUGCCCAAUCCUAUAUGGUCCUUUCGCCACUUAACUCUGUUUGCUUAAGGGUGGAGUAAGAUUUUUGUGAGAUUAUGCUAAAUAUUUGAGCAUAUAGAUGUUCUAAAUUAAAAUACAGUGUUUGUUGAUGUUAUUGUGACCUAGAUUCAAAUAAUUUCAUUGAACGGCCACAAGAGGGAACCAUGACCAAACGAAAUGUCCUGUUCUCGUGUUUUCCUGCAUUGCAUAUCUUUUGAAUUUGUUAUUACAAUAGGGAAAUUUAGGAAUAUUUUCUGUAUUUCAACUUUUUCUAAAUUAUAACAUUAUUCUAUCUUCACCAUGGUUGCAAUACCUAUGUUAUUUUGCUGAAUAUCCAUAAAUGGUUGUGUAUCUUCA
This is a messenger RNA of Salmo salar (Atlantic salmon), 5551 nucleotides long. RefSeq names its product Rho GTPase activating protein 6 (gene arhgap6). Gene Ontology annotation, biological process: signal transduction. The record is from RefSeq and is a predicted model, not a curated record. Lineage: Eukaryota; Metazoa; Chordata; Actinopteri; Salmoniformes; Salmonidae.